Messenger RNA from Pyrenophora tritici-repentis Pt-1C-BFP, 534 nucleotides. The record is from RefSeq and is a predicted model, not a curated record. Lineage: Eukaryota; Fungi; Ascomycota; Dothideomycetes; Pleosporales; Pleosporaceae.
AUGAUAUCCUUAUCAACAGAAAUCGCACCGGUCAAGAAUGUCCAACUUGAAGGCAAAUUCAUCACCAUCACUGAAACAGAGAUACACAAACCCACCUCACACUCCAUCCCCCAACACCCCUCUAACCAACCCCUACAAACAUCGGCCCCACAGGCGAAGGAAUUCGACGCCUUCAGCGCCCAAUACCCCAACAAACUCUUCGCCCUCCAAGCCGACGUAACCCAAGAAGCCUUAAUCCAAACGGCAAUCGACGCCAUCCUAAAAGACGCAGGUGCCCUGCACGACAUGCGUGUUCCCUCAGCCCCCUACGGCGCCUCAAAAGCUGGUGUACGCAACAUGACAUAUACCCUCGCCAUGGAGUGGGCACAGUUGAGCAACAGCCUGACUGGGAGCAGGAGCUCAAUCUACGGUGGUAUGCCUAGGUUGGCGGCGGUUGAGGAGCUGGGAGGUGCUUAUGUGUACUUGCUUAGUGACGCGGCGAGUUAUACUACCAGCUUUGACAUCCUUGUUAACGGUGUUAUUGGUAUUUGCUGA